UUUUUUUCUUUUUAUUUUUAUUAUUCUCUCACUCUAUCAUUAAAAAAAUGGGCCUUUUUAAAGCGCUUGAUGCAAUUGUUCAUGGAGGUGUUGGUCAACCUGAUUCUUAUGAAAAAAAGAAAGAUUAUACCUUUGGUGAAGUUUUAGGCAGUGGCUCAUUUGGAUCUGUAAAAAAAGCUAUUCGAAACAGUGACGGCAAAGAAGUAGCUAUCAAAGUAAUUCCUAAGCGCAACGUAAAGAAUCAUUUAGAUAUGGUCAAGGAUGAAGUGAAUGUAUUAAAAGGCUUAAACCAUCCCAAUGUCAUUGGAUUUUACGAUACAUUCGAAUCCAGGGACAAGUUUUAUCUUGUUUUUGAACUUGCUACAGGUGGUGAAUUGUUUGAACGUUUGUUUGAAAGAGGCAAAUUUACUGAGAAAGAUGCAGUGGCAAUCAUUCAGUCUGUAUUAAAGGGUCUUGCCUAUCUGCACGAAAACAAUAUUGUUCAUAGAGACAUGAAGCCCGAAAAUUUGUUAUUCAAGACACCUGAGUCUGAUUCCGACUUGGUGAUUUGCGAUUUUGGUAUUGCAAAAUCAAGUUCUCAGGCUUCUGCCCUGGAAACUGUGUGUGGUUCACCAGGUUAUGUUGCACCAGAAGUAUUGUUGCAAAAGGGCUAUGGCCCUGCAAUCGAUAUGUGGGCUGUUGGUGUAAUCACCUAUACAUUACUGUGUGGUUAUCAGCCAUUUCAAGCAGAAGAUCAAGUUGAAUUAAUGGAUGAAAUUACACAUGCUCGCUUUGAUUUCCACGAAAGAUACUGGAGAAAUAUCUCUAUGGAUGCCAAGGAAUUCAUUCGUGCACUCUUAACCUUGGAUGACAAAAAAAGAUUGACUGCAAAAGAAGCCAUGACUCACAAAUGGAUGACAAGUAACAAUGCUAAUGAUAUUGAUAUCUUGGAUACUGUUCGUGAAAAUUUCAAUCCUCGCCGCACAUUAAAAAGCGCAGUUGGUGCUAUCAGAGCUAUGAACAGACUAAAGACAGCUUCUAUGAUUGUUGCACAAAAGAAACCGCAGCAAGUAGAAGAUCCUGUUGUUACAGAGACAUCUACUCCUGCUGUAGCUGCAGUAUAAUAUGUAUUUCUUUAUUAUUAAUAAACUAAU
Gilbertella persicaria is the source of this 1133-nucleotide messenger RNA. Its product is annotated as kinase-like domain-containing protein. Gene Ontology annotation, biological process: cellular response to oxidative stress; protein phosphorylation. The record is from RefSeq and is a predicted model, not a curated record. The coding region runs from base 48 to 1103 and encodes 351 amino acids. The transcript is spliced from 10 exons. NCBI's taxonomy places the organism in Eukaryota, Fungi, Mucoromycota, Mucoromycetes, Mucorales, Choanephoraceae. Gene Ontology annotation, molecular function: calcium/calmodulin-dependent protein kinase activity; ATP binding.